UUGAAGAGUUUUUGUUUUCGUCACAAGCACAUUCAGCAGAAGUAUGAUACACUAGAUGUAACGGUCUCUUGGGAGUCGAUUCGGUGAAAUAUACGUAAAAUGGAAGGGGACAUCAGAAAGCGAGGUAUCCUGUACUUACAGCAACAGAGGUUUGGAAAGAAAUGGCGAAAGGUCUGGUCCGUGUUGUACAGAGAAAGCUCCUGCUCCAUCUCUCGUCUCGAGUUUUUUGAGGUUAAAGAUGGAAGUGGGAACACGCUGGAAAAAGCCAACCGCAAACAAGAAAACAAAAAGGUAAUAAAGUUGAACGACUGUAUUCGAGUAUCAGAAGCUGAAGGUGAAGGAUGUCCACGGGACUGUGGAUCGUUUUUGGUGGAGACUACUGAAAAGACGUUUGUUUUUGCUGUCGAGAACGCUGAACUGGAGGAUUGGAUGCAGAAGCUAUGUGAAAUCGCCUUUCCGAUGAGCUGGACAGAAAGGGGAGCGGUGAGAGGAAACAGUAUACACGCUGAAUCUGAUGAAGUCACGAUGUCCGACAACACCCUUUACUGCACCAGAGAAACCUCUACAGGUAUGAUAGACUUCAAGGUGUCAGUGAGGCGCACAGAGGCUUCUGAGAGAUGUGGCCUGAAAGGAUCGCUGUUGUUACGGACUGAUUUUGAUAGCCUCCUUCUGAAAGAACCUAAAACGGGAGAGGUUUUGUAUUCCUGGCCUUACAGAUUCCUCCGCAGGUUCGGACGUGACAAGGCAACAUUCUCUUUCGAGGCUGGCCGAAGAUGCGACUCUGGGGAGGGCAACUUUGAGUUUGACACAAAGCAGGGAAACGUUAUUUUCCAGUCUGUCGAGGCUGCCAUCAAUGUACAAAGAUCCAGUUUACCUCAAAAGCAGGUAUCGCUUGGGGAGCGAGAGCCUGCGCAGGGGGUUCCCAGCUCGAAACCUCCAGUGGACGACUCUAGCGUCUACAGCAUGGUGUCUGAACAUCCAAUCAGGGAGGGGCCCAAACAACAACCGAACCCUCAGCCCUCCAGACUCGAAACCCCGACUGAGAAGCUACUGACUGGGGUCAAGAGUCUGAACCUGGACGCCAGACCUCCACCACGUAAAAGCCAGGUCAAGAACUUCAGAAGUUGUCCAUUGGCCAACACUGAAGAUGCGACCUACUCCCGUGCUAUGGCACCAGCACCAGCUCCGGAUCGAGGGGGAAGUCCGGGGGAGAAGAGAGAACUAAAGGACAGACGUUCCACCUGCUCCAACCCUGAGGAAUCCGACUACUCUUUGCCCUUUGACUCGAUUGCUAAGAAUGUCAUGGUAGAUAUUUUGGCCACAUCUAACCCACCGCCCACUUUAGUAGAGCCCAGUUGUGAAAAUAAUAAUAAAAGUGCUGUAGAAAGCCCAGAACCUCUGUAUGACAGUAUAGAUGAGAGUGCCAUUAGAAAUCGUUUCUCAAAUAGAGGAAAAUCACAAACGACCCCUUACAAAAGAGUGGAGCACAUCUACGAUGAACCCGAGGGUUGUGCCGUGCCCCCAGCCAUACUUCCUUCACUCUAUGAUGAACCAGAGGAGGUCAAAGGUCAUGCCUGGAAGAUGCUAGGUACAGUAAUGGAUCCAAGUGGUCAUGAGUACCCCUACAAUGCUUCUGCGGAUGAUUACGCGGUUCCUAAACCUCCCAGGAGAGCUUUACUGCCAGAGCAGAAGGACAGUCAGGAAGAGGACAACUCACCAUAUGACAAUAUCAUGGUAAAAAAUAAUUAAGGACUGUUUCUGUACAUGAAAUGAUAUAUAUGAGGGUGUGAGUGAAUGCAUGAAAUAUUUAAUAGUUAAUUAGUAGAAUGGACAAUACUGCUUCACUGUUCUUUAACAUCUGUGACCUAAAUCUGGAUUGAAAAUCAUAUAAGAACAUGAAGAAUUCACUAAACAGUUGUGUCAACUGAUUUCCACAUGCAUUAUUUCAGUCCAAAAAACUUUGUCUUAUUCCCCAAACUUUUGCAAUUCAAACUAUGCCAACUGUAUUUAAAUUAAGUAAAAAAGUCAUUUUUGAACUCUGUUUAUGUAGAUUAUAUUUUAUUAUCAUUAUUAUAUGGCUCAUUAUACAGUACAUUUGUCUUCAGCACUGUUUGCCUUUAAGGGCACCUCGACUAUGAAGCCUUGUAUGAUUUAAUAAUGUGUAUAUCUAGUACUAAAAUCCAUAGAAACACAUUAAAUAUUGCAUUACUUGAAAAAAAUAAGUUGUGAAGGCCGCCAUUAUGUUUCGCACAUAAAGCAUUCUGGGUUGAUGAUGUGUAAUGGUUGUCGUGAAAUAUUACUACCGUUUACUAUACUAAAUACUAUGGUAUCUACUGUAGUUUAUCAAGCGGUUAUGUUGUACUCCCCACUGCCACCUACUUACCUCGCCUUUUAUUUUGAUCAUCUUUCAUUUGUAUUGUUCAUCAUUUAUAUUCUGAACAGAACCCUGCUAAAAAAAAAACAAUAGAAACCAUCACAGAAAUUUUAUUGGAUGUAAUGGUUUAAAUGGGAAUUUUAUUGGUUGUAAUGGAAACUAUAAUGGUCUCUGUGGGUCUCUACUGGUAUGUGUUAAGUUGUCUUGGUGGGACCAUUAAAUCCUACUGAAAUAUGUCCCAAAAAACACUACCAAAGGAUUUUUGACGCCAUGCGUUGUGAUGUGGGCAUAAUGGCGGCCUCCGAUAGAAAAUAUUUUUUUAAAACUAUGACAUUUGUAUUGUUUAUGUAAUUUCACAUAUCAUAAACCCCAUACAUGUGUUUAUAGUCGGGCAGCUUUUGAACAGUGGAUUAUUAUUGGCUGCUGAAAAAUGCAGUGUGCAUUUUUAUUGCUCAUGGCAGCAGUUAUAUAAAAUAAUGUAUGUGAAUCAAUGAUAGUGAAGUGCAUUAAAACCAGAAAAAUAUUCAGACGCACAUAAUUUGUAUGGUAUCUUUAGUGAAUAGGUCACUGUGUGUGGGCACACUUCAUUCUUAGUAAAUUUUCCCACGUGUCCAAAUGGCAACUGAGUGUAUCUACUAUGACCUUUACUAUCUACAAAGUCAAAGUUGAUUUUAUCAGGUUGUAAACUGAAUGGUAAUUUGUAUUCAGUUGAAAACAGGCCUUACUUUCCAUUCUUGUAUUUUAUUUGUCCUCAUUUAAAAAAUAUGGUGAAGGGAGAUCACACAUGUAAUUAAAGUCCUGCCGAUCUCUCGCACAAUGGAUGAUGGCCGUCACUUAAUCCUCUGCUUGCUAAUUGUGAAGAAUGGAGAUCCGCAGAGUGCCGUGGUCUUAUCCAGGGCAAACUCUGACUUUUCCCUUACAGGCUUCCUAUUUUGAGGAACACAUGAAUAAUAAUAACUUGACUUGCAGAGUUAAACUGGGGCACUGUUAGGAUGCUGCCGGGCUUCCUGCCUGCCACGGUUCAUGAAUCCCACACAGUCUUAAGUCUGAAAAAACUCUACAGUUCUCAA
Molecule: messenger RNA, 3444 nt
Organism: Misgurnus anguillicaudatus (oriental weatherfish)
Lineage: Eukaryota; Metazoa; Chordata; Actinopteri; Cypriniformes; Cobitidae
Source: RefSeq, a predicted model, not a curated record